UAAAUAAUUUUCUUACAAAAGCGUCAACAAAACAAAAUGCUCCCAGUUUCCAGUUUUACUUCAUCAUGGCUUGUGAGAGUGUCUAAUGGCAGCCGGGUAUUUCUUCUCUAGUAGCUUGGGGGGUCUCACAGUUUAAUUUUAUUUGUGAAUAGUAAACGGUUACAGUUUUGUAUCACGUCCGACGGUUCCAAUUUUAAUUUAACAUAAUCACAUGAGUUUAGAUUGUGUCGUUUUGACUUCAUUUUUGUCGUUAUUGGUAGGCGCAGGGUUUGAAUCAAUAAUGCGGUGUCCAAUAUGAAGGAGAUGGUAGGAGGAUGCUGCGUGUGCUCGGACGAGCGAGGGUGGCCAGACAACCCGCUGGUAUACUGCGACGGGAAUGGGUGCACCGUUGCAGUCCACCAAGCAUGUUAUGGUAUUGUGACUGUACCAACUGGACCGUGGUUCUGCCGAAAAUGUGAAUGCCCUGACAUUAAAGGCAAAGUGAAAUGCGAGCUAUGCCCGUCGAAGUCGGGAGCUCUUAAACGGACCGACACAGGGGGCUGGGCCCACGUAGUCUGCGCCCUGUACAUCCCAGAAGUGAGGUUCGGCAAUGUCACCUCUAUGGAACCAAUCGUUCUGAGGCUAAUCCCCCCGGAGAGAUACAACAAGACUUGUUACAUCUGCCACGACCAGGGCAAGACUCAUCGUUCGACAGCUGGGGCUUGCAUGCAGUGCAACAAAUCAGGGUGCAAACAACAGUUUCACGUGACCUGUGCCCAAAGCCUGGGACUGCUUUGCGAGGAAGCCGGUAACUACCUGGACAACGUAAAAUACUGCGGAUACUGUCAACACCACUACAGUAAACUGAAAAAAGGCGGGAACGUGAAGACCAUACCGCCUUACAAGCCGGUCUCACACGACAGCCAGUCGAGCGAUUCCAGUGGCGAGAAAGAGGACGACGCCUCCUCCGUGCCAGGGGGCAGCGGCACUCCCACGCAGGCCACCAAAUCCAAAGGGCCGGGUCGCAAGUCCAGCGCUGCUGCUGGGAAGAGCAAUCCCAGCACCACCAAGACUGCCACCGUCACUAGCCAGUCUUUGGAGGCGAGUCAGGACCCGGCGGAUGCUCCCAUUUUAGGCCGCAAACAGAAAUCCUCGGACAAAAGUGGGAAGCAGCACUCUGAUAAGAAGAAGCCCUCGCCGUCCCGCCGUGGGUCCUCAGCAGGAGACGGAGGCUCCAGCAGCAAGGCUAGCACGCCGGCUCCCUCGCCGCAGCACCCGCCACCGGAGCCCCAGCCGUCCACAUCCAAAGCAGCCGGCGGUUCCACGCCCGGUCCCAAGGCGACCCCGCCGCCCGCGUCGCCGAGCGCCGCCAAAGUAGCCGAGCCGGUCGGCGUCAUCAACACAGCGCCGCCGGCGUCUUCCAUACCGCUGCCGACUACUCCUGCUACUUCUGUUACUCAAACUAUAACUACAUCAGUGGUGCAUAGUAUCCCGACGAGCAAGCCGCCGUCUUCGUACCAGGAGUCGGUGAUCACCAACACAGACGCGAUCGACACCAAGCAGACAAAAAAGCGCAAAGCCAUAUCUGCAGCUAACACGCCUGCUGCUACUCCAGUUGACUACACCUCCACCGCACCGCAAGUAGUGCCCAACGAGGUGAAUCCGCCACCGAGUGUGUGGGAGGGGCCUCAUCCCGGCAACAACGAGAUACAACACGACCCCAUGGAUAAAAUUAUUAAGAAGGCCAAAACGGAUGGAUCCGAGGCAGUGACCAUGCCCGCACACUUUUCGAGCCUGAGUCCGGCGCCGCCGCCGCCACCGCCGCCGCCUGCGCACAGCCCGGCAUCCAACCCUAGCCCCAGGCACCUGCCGAGCCCGAUGCCAGGUCCCAGCGGCAUGAAUACAGCGUCCACAAUUCGCUCACCCCAACCUCCCCCACAGGCCGGGAAGGAGCGCAAUGUGCAGGGGCAUAGGUCGCUGCUCGUCUCCGUGCCCUUACCGUCUACCAGCCAUGGACUCAACCUCUCGACGCACGCGCAGGUUCCAUCAUUACAGACAAGGGUAUCCGCUGCCUCAGACUUGUCGAGGCUCUCCCCUCACAUAUUCCAUCAACCGCAGAAGCUGGCGGCUAUGGAGCCUAGUAUGUCCAGUCACAUCCCGCACAACGUUCCCGGCCGCUCGGCGUGGGGAGGUCUAAACGUCGCCUACGAGAUGCAACAGGAUCCCAACAAGCCAGGAGUGAGCGGUGUGCCUGGUACCAGCAAAGACAUCAACCUGGCAGGUAUACCGAUGCCGCCGGCCGCGAUCCGGACGAAGAAACGCGCGGCGAUGGCCGCCUCAGUCGUCAACAUGGCCACCGCGCCGCCGCCGCCGACGCCGAUGCGUGGUGCAUACAAAAAUCGACUCAGAGGCUCGGUGACUGAGACCGUGACGUCGCAAAGUCUGGCCAAUGUGAGGCGCGCGCCGCAGCCGACGCCGCCGCCUCUGUACCAAGAAACUAUCAGAGACUCCCCGCCCGUAUCGCCGAGUUCAGAACGUCCGUUGAGGCAAAAAUUGGACGCUAAUAUUUUCAGCCGACUAGGCGUGAACUGCACGGCGCCGCAUAUGCUGGGCAACGAGCUCAAUCCCGAGAGCGGAGCCGCCGCCCGCCUGCAGGAGCAGCUGACGGCCGAGCUGGCGGCGCACGCGGCCGGCGGCGCCGGGCCCGACUCGCUGGUGCCGCCGCCGCUCAUCAACAAGGCGGCCGCGAGCGGCGGGCAAGGCCGCGGCACUUCCAGCGCCCAGAGCCUCGACCAGCUGCUAGAAAGGCAGUGGGAGCAGGGCUCACAGUUCCUCAUGGAGCAAGCGCAGCAUUUCGACAUCGCAUCACUGCUAUCAUGCCUGCACCAGCUGCGCACUGAGAACGUGCGACUUGAGGAACACGUCGGCAACCUGCUUCAACGCCGCGACCACUUGUUGGCUGUCAACGCGCGACUCGCCAUACCGCUUUCCACCGGACAAUAUGUAGACGGUGUACAGAUGCACACUGCGUACAACGCCAGCGGAGUCCCGGUGUCGGGGCCGCCGGGCCCGGACCCGCCGCGUCUGCAGCGCGACAACUCGCAGGUGCGAGCGCCGUCGGCAUCCGUGCGGGCACCCGAGACCAUCACUUCGGAGCGCCCACACCAGCUCAUGAUGCGGGAGGUGCAGCAAAAGCCCAGCUGAAAUGAGUUUCGCGGCGGCGGGGACGGCCGGGGCCCGCCCGCGGCCCCGGACGGGCCCGAGGCGCUGCACGCCGUCCAGACGUACAUCAUGUACGAGCAGCGGCGGCGGCCCGACUUCUCCAUCGACUCCAUACUCAAGUACGACCACUAAGCCACCGGAGACCACCCGACGCCCGUAGUUACAGUGAAGUGCGCACGCUCGGCUAUACCGCCCGCCAAGUCAACAAUAUUGCGCCAAUAUUCUCAAUAUCGCCUGAUUAUGAAUAUUGCCGCAAUAUUAACACGCUUGCGGGCCACACGCUGCUCGUUCAAGCACCUAUCAAUAGUGAUAUGGACACUGCAAUAGAUAUUGGCAUACGCUAUGAGAUGUCAACACAUUAUUCAUAUAAUAUGUGUAUUAUUUUAAUUGCAUAUUACCGUAUCCGUAUAGUAUACUCACUCGUAUAGAUUAUCUAUUAAUGUUUUCACAGCUCAUGCUAUGUAUGUCAGAUGACAAUUUUUAUUAGCAUAUCAGUGCAAAACAGUUUUAAUACAAUAGUGUUACAAACCAAAGACAAUUACAGCAUAAUUAGUGGAAUACAUUUUAAUAAACAAUACAUUUUAGCAUUAAAAGGCGUCGUUUAUACGAAUGAUUCCGUAACGGUUGUCCGUGUGUGUAGUGAUCUAAGUAAGUGUCAAAGAAAAAUAUUCCUAUGACGGUGAAGUGAAGGCGCGUGGCUUAUUUGUGACAAAUGUUUGGAAUAGUCGUCGAAUUCAAAGACUUAAUGGUACUAUGUGUACAAAUAAGCCGUGUGGUGACGUCUAUUUGUCGUUUUAUUUCCACCCUCGUCGUGGAAACAAUACGUCGAAACAUCGACGAUUGCCAUACAAAUGCAGCGCAAACAUUAGUAAUGCCCAUUAUGUUUUGUUUGUCUUCGAGGACACCUUACGAAGUAGUCGCGCAUUUUUUUUGCAUGGUACGUCAGUCGCGUGUUUCGUUACGUCACUCGAGGGAAGGUAGUUUUCAUAGUCGAUUCUAUUUUUUAGGACUUCUGGACCAAUAGAAAUCGGCAAAUGAUAUUUUACUGAAUUCUAUUGCAAUUGUGAUUAAUUUUCCUAAAAACUACUACAGGUAGCGUAGAUGUAUGUAUUUAAUCUGCAGAAUUGCUACGGCAGGGUUGUUGCCAAUUUUUGGAAGCAAUAUUUUUUGACAUUGCUAUGUGACAUUUGUUUCCAAAAUCAAGCAGAUUUACCAUAGUCAAACUGUAUGUAGAUAAUCCAAAGUAUGUGUAUAGUAAGGCGCUAGGGGACGCGCUGGAUAAGAUUUGUGUUCGAGUUCCGUAUUGUACAGUAUGGAGCGUACACAACUAUUAACUGUGUAAAUAUUUUCCUGAUUUUAUCAGAUGUGUCUUACUCCCAAAUUGAAUCGUUAAAAUAAACGAUAUUUCCGUCUCACUCACGUUUAACACCAUGGUUUUUAAAUGCUUUUAUUAGUCAUAAUGACUAAUUCUUAUUACCCCAUUUUUAGGGUUCCGUAUUCACGGUGGCCAAUCCUAGAAUGGAUGUCGCAGGCAAGCCAUCAUAAUAUAAAUAGAUCAUUCUUGAUUGAGACACAUCUGUAUGUAUAGCACUUAGAAGAUAAUAAAUGUGAAAAAAGAUAAAA
Ostrinia furnacalis (Asian corn borer) is the source of this 4824-nucleotide messenger RNA. RefSeq names its product coiled coil domain containing protein Alhambra. The record is from RefSeq and is a predicted model, not a curated record. Gene Ontology annotation, molecular function: histone binding; nucleosome binding. The coding region runs from base 295 to 3183 and encodes 962 amino acids. NCBI's taxonomy places the organism in Eukaryota, Metazoa, Arthropoda, Insecta, Lepidoptera, Crambidae. Gene Ontology annotation, cellular component: nucleus. The transcript is spliced from 27 exons. Gene Ontology annotation, biological process: regulation of transcription by RNA polymerase II.